Closterium sp. NIES-67 is the source of this 1980-nucleotide messenger RNA. The record is from the annotation of a GenBank genome assembly. NCBI's taxonomy places the organism in Eukaryota, Viridiplantae, Streptophyta, Zygnematophyceae, Desmidiales, Closteriaceae.
CACUCCCUAGGAAUGCCACUUAGACCAUGAAGGUCGGCGGUCACAAGAGAUCUUCUAGUUAGUCACGCCUAAUGUCUCGUCUCUUCCGUGUUCCAAGCUGGUCCUGGUCGACCGUUUUGCUGUAUUCGUGCUUCUAGUCUGCGAAUGCGAUGCUGUCAGCUUAGCUUCCCGUGCCUCAGCCUUGCCAAGACUGGUCCUCGAUUCCAGACCAGUGGUUCGGGCUCCCGAACCUCCAGUCGCAGGCUCGGCUCGCGACUGUCCCUCAUUCCACGUGUCAGUAUCUCGCUACUGAUGUCGCGACCCAAGCACACUUUCUAGAUCAAAACGAAUCAGGCUCUCUAUCAGGCUUCCUGCCUUUUCUCUCGGUCAAGAAUCGCCUUUCCCCCCCCAUAAAUUCGGCAUCCCCGUGGGGGGAAUAGGCACCACGGAUAAGCACCAGUACGCGCGUGAUUCACGCUGACGAAUCGGCACCCUCACCCUCACCUAUUCGCUCGCCAUCAUCCCGGCUAUGGCGGUGGGAUCGCGGGGACGGCCUCGUCCCGCGAGCACCGGUCGGCUGUCGGGAGCCGUGCUCGUGCUCAUGAGCUGCCUCGCCACGCUCUACACUGGCGGAAGGCUAUGGCGAGACGUGCAGGUGCAGAAGAAGCUGCUGCAGGAGUCGAAAGACCUGGGAGCUGGAGGACAGUCGAAACAAGAUAAGAGCGCCAGGCCUCUUUCGGUUGAAGACAGCAUACUGACGCUCAAGCUCAGGGAGCUAGAGAAGCGCCACGCCAUGCUGCAGGUGCAGAUGGCGGAGGCCAAGACACGUGGCUUCAUCUCAGCCGUCGGAUCAGCAGCCUCGGACACCUCUGGAAGCGGAUCAGGAGGAGGAGGGGGAGGGGCGGACGCGGCAGGGCAUGCAGGGGCGGUGGCAGGGGGAGAGGGCGCAGCAGCAGGGGGAGGAGCAGGGGGCGCGGAGGGCGGUGGUGGGUCUUCUGGGGCGGGGGGGAGGGAGCGGUUGCUGGUGGCCGUGCUGGUGAGCACGGCGUUUGGCAACAGGCUCAGGCGAGAGGCCAUCCGCAGCACCUGGAUGCCCACUGGCCCGGCUCUAAAGAAGUUACAGGACGAGAUGGGGGUGGUGCUGCGCUUUGCAGUGGGCCACAGCUUGAACCGCGGUGACUCGUUGGACCGAGCAAUGCUGGAGGAGAGGGAUAAAUACAAUGACAUCGUCAUCAUGGACGAGUACGAGGAGGUGGAGAAGAGUGGGGGGCGCAAGGUGAAGCACCUGUUUGAAUACGCGGUGAAGCACUGGGACGCCGACUUCUACUUCAAAGUCAACGACGACGUCUACCUCAGCACCAUGCAGCUGGUGUCGUUCCUGCAGCGCCUCAAGGACCGCCCGGGGCUCUACAUGGGGUGCUUCAAGUCCGGGGUCGUCGUCACAGAGCCCAAUCAGCAGUGGUUUGAGCCAGAGUGGGCACGUUUUGGCGAUGGAAAACAGUACUUCCAGCAUGCAGCAGCGCCGGUCUAUGGCCUCUCUCGUGACCUCGCCCUUUUCCUUGCCUUCAACGGCCCGCUGCUGCACGAGUACUCCAAUGAGGACAUCUCAGUGGGGUCGUGGAUGCUCGGGCUGACCGCCACCCACCACAACGACCACCGCCUCUGCUGUGCUAGCCCUCCUGAAGAGGACUGUGGGCGGAGGAGGGAGGAGAACAAGGGUUGUGUGGCAGUGUCUGAUUGGCGCUGUGGGGGGCUGUGUGAGGCAGUGAAGCGGAUGAACGAGGUGCACCACCAGUGUGCCUGACUGAGGUACACUACAAGAGCCAGCACUAGUCUUGAGCUGAUUCUCAGUAUAAGCAGCUUGUGUGUGAAUCUAUAGCAGUGCAGGAUAGAUUUGACAUGAACAGUAAGCUCAGCUCAAAUUCUGUUGGUAGCUCAUCGGUGAUUAUUCCAUACCCAUGGCAUCUGACAAGAUUCAGAGAUUACUAACUUUAUCAAGGA